This is a messenger RNA of Neltuma alba, 2003 nucleotides long. RefSeq names its product violaxanthin de-epoxidase, chloroplastic-like. Lineage: Eukaryota; Viridiplantae; Streptophyta; Magnoliopsida; Fabales; Fabaceae. Gene Ontology annotation, biological process: xanthophyll cycle; chlorophyll metabolic process. Gene Ontology annotation, molecular function: violaxanthin de-epoxidase activity. The record is from RefSeq and is a predicted model, not a curated record. The transcript is spliced from 5 exons. Bases 150 to 1658 code for a protein of 502 amino acids. Gene Ontology annotation, cellular component: chloroplast.
UCCGGGGCCUCGCGCGACGGCGCCCUUUCUUUCUCCUUCUACUCCCUCCCUGCUCUCUGCCAUGACGCCCCUGUUUCUCGCACUGCCCUGUCGCCUCCCACGUUCCAUUUCAUUGGCCACGACAUAAGGUCAUUUUUGGAAGCCAAAUCAUGGCGCUGGCUGCACACUCAAUGUGUUUCUUCCACCGGGGAGGCAGUGCCAAUAUAUGCAUCAGAUUGGGCCUGACAAUUGAGAAGAGGUUGCGAAAGGUAAGAAGGAUUGCUUGUGGUAGGGUGGUGGUGCUCCAAGUAUUGUCCAACAGCAACGACUCAACACAAUUGCGACUGUUGAGACCUUGUGGACAUCACCGCAGUUUGGGUUCGAGACCUUCGAAAUCGCUCAGACAACAGAAACAAGAAUUCUCCGCUUCGGCGCACGGCACCCGCACAAAUACACCCCAGGUACUCGCUGGUUCCUGUCCUGUCUCAGGGGCUUCCUCUUCAUUGGUCAUUUUUGGCUCUCAGGUGUCUGAAUUUCUGGCGGAGAGAGCGACUGUUUUCCUGAAAGAUUGGAGCUACUCGCGCUUCUUGGAAUUGACCGGUAUAUUGUUGUGUGCUCUUAUUAUUAUUCCGUCGGCCGAUGCUGUUGAUGCUCUCAGAACUUGUGCCUGCUUAUUGAAGGAAUGCAGGAUAGAACUGGCCAAGUGCAUAUCCAAUCCAUCCUGCGCUGCCAAUAUUGCUUGUCUCCAAACUUGCAAUGAUCGACCUGAUGAGACUGAAUGCCAAAUCAAAUGCGGGGACGUGUUCGUGAACAAUGUGGUUGAUGAAUUCAACGAGUGUGCAGUCUCGAGGAAAAAAUGUGUGCCUAGGAAAUCUGAUGUCGGAGAAUUUCCCGCUCCAAAUCCCGAUGUCCUGGUGAAGAGCUUUGACAUUGGAGAUUUCAGUGGGAAGUGGUUCAUCAGUGCCGGCUUAAAUCCUUCCUUUGAUACUUUUGACUGCCAAUUGCAUGAAUUUCACACUGAAUCCAACAAACUUGUUGGUAAUUUAUCAUGGAGAGUACAGGCUCUAGAUGGCGGAUUUCUUACUCGAUCAGCUGUGCAGAGAUUUGUACAAGAUCAUUCUCAGCCUGGGAUACUCUACAAUCACGAUAAUGAGUACCUUCACUAUCAGGACGACUGGUACAUUAUAUCAUCGAAGAUUGAGAAGAAAGCAGACGAUUACGUAUUUGUUUAUUACAGAGGGAGGAACGAUGCAUGGGAUGGGUACGGAGGUGCGGUUGUGUAUACAAGGAGUGCAGUUUUACCGGAAAGUAUAGUUCCGGAACUCGAGAAAGCAGCAAAGAGGGUGGGAAGGGACUUCAGCAAGUUCAAGAGAACAGAUAACAGGUGUGGGCCAGAGCCUUCCCUGGUGGAGAAAUUGGAGAAAAAAGUAGAGGAAGGGGAGGAGACGAUUGUGAGGGAGGUAGAAGAGUUAGAAGGGGAGGUAGAAAGGGUGGGUAAAACGGAGAUGAACCUGUUUCAGAGGCUAGCGGAAGGGUUCAAAGUACUUCGGGAAGACGAGGAAAAUUUCUUGAGGGGCCUCAGCAACGAAGAAAUGAACCUGCUCAACCAGCUUCAAAUGGAAGCCACUCAAGUAGAGGAGCUCUUCGGACGUGCCUUGCCACUCAGGAAACUCAGAUAACUGCUCCAUGCCAAACCACUUUUAUUUCAUCUUCGGUCUCUGUCUGCUGUUGCCAUUGUGUCUAUUUCAGAAUCAUCACAUUAUUUCCGACUCAUUGCCAUUCGUUACGGUCUCUUUGUGAAUAUUCACUAAUAGUGCUGUCACUCGUGCGACCACCGACGUCAUGUCCCAAGUUUUAGUCCUAUCUCGAUGCUAGCAAAGUGGAACCACCCAACAAUUACAUUUAACCGUGGAAAUUGAUGCUAAACAAAUUCAAUGCAGAGUGAAAAACUAUUGUCCACUGAUGAGUCGAUGCUGGAAGAAUCGGGAGGGUGAAAGCAAAAUAAUACCAAAUACGUUCCUGAA